GUGUGUGUGAGCGCGGGUGUGAGGCGGUGCGCAGGGGCGGGCGGAGGCGCUGUCCGGCCCCGGCCAGGCGCCGGGCGGGGAGCAUGGGAAGGGGCUAGAGCUGCCCGGGUCCCCCAGCCCUCUCCCCGGGAUCCGCGCCCCCCCUCCCGGGAGAGGGGCCGGGCCCCCCGGACGGACAUGGGCUCCUGAAGUUGCGCCGCUGCUGGUCUGGGGAAGAGACCUGACAGGUAAUUAAAUGUGUAUCUUGUGGACCUGGGCUUGGCUGGAAUGCUCAAGGGUCCUGAAGAUCCUUCUAUAGUUUCCUUCUGUUGAACCCAUUAAGAGAAGAUGGCAAAAGUCAACAUAACUAGAGACCUCAUCUGUAGGCAGAUCAAGGAGCGGGGUGCCCUGAGCUUUGAGAGGCGCUACCAUGUCACUGACCCCUUCAUCCGGCGGCUGGGCCUGGAAGCAGAGCUGCAGGGUCACUCAGGAUGUGUCAACUGUCUGGAGUGGAAUGAGAAAGGAGACUUGCUGGCCUCUGGUUCUGACGACCAACACACGAUUGUGUGGGACCCAUUGCACCACAAGAAGCUGCUCUCCAUGCACACGGGACACACUGCAAAUAUCUUCUCUGUCAAGUUCCUGCCUCACGCUGGCGACCGCAUCUUGAUCACUGGGGCAGCUGACUCCAAGGUGCAUGUCCACGACCUGACAGUAAAGGAGACUAUCCACAUGUUUGGAGACCACACAAAUCGAGUGAAACGCAUCGCCACAGCACCCAUGUGGCCUAACACAUUCUGGAGUGCUGCUGAGGAUGGGCUUAUCCGCCAGUAUGACCUUCGGGAGAACAGUAAACACUCAGAGGUGCUGAUUGACCUGACAGAGUACUGUGGCCAGCUGGUGGAAGCCAAGUGCCUCACCGUCAACCCCCAGGACAACAACUGCCUGGCGGUAGGGGCCAGUGGGCCCUUCGUUAGGCUCUAUGACAUUCGCAUGAUCCACAACCACAGAAAGAGCAUGAAGCAGAGCCCUUCAGCAGGUGUGCACACCUUCUGUGACCGGCAGAAGCCCCUUCCAGAUGGUGCAGCCCAGUAUUACGUAGCAGGUCACCUGCCAGUGAAGCUGCCUGACUACAACAACCGUCUGAGAGUGCUGGUUGCCACCUAUGUGACCUUCAGCCCCAAUGGCACAGAGCUGCUAGUCAACAUGGGAGGGGAACAGGUCUAUUUGUUUGACUUGACUUACAAGCAGCGACCAUACACCUUCCUCUUGCCUAGAAAAUGCCACUCCUCAGGGGAAGUCCAGAAUGGCAAGAUGUCCACCAACGGUGUGUCCAAUGGUGUGUCCAACGGCCUACACCUUCACAGCAAUGGCUUCCGGCUGCCAGAGAGCAGGGGACAUGUCAGCCCCCAAGUAGAGCUGCCCCCAUACCUGGAGCGUGUGAAACAGCAAGCCAAUGAGGCUUUUGCCUGCCAGCAGUGGACCCAGGCCAUUCAGCUUUACAGCAAGGCUGUGCAGAGGGCCCCUCACAAUGCCAUGCUCUAUGGAAACCGAGCUGCCGCCUACAUGAAGCGCAAGUGGGACGGUGACCACUACGAUGCCCUGAGGGACUGCCUCAAGGCCAUCUCCUUAAACCCGUGCCACCUGAAGGCACACUUUCGUCUGGCCCGCUGCCUAUUUGAGCUCAAGUAUGUGGCUGAAGCCCUGGAGUGCCUGGAUGACUUCAAAGGAAAGUUCCCAGAGCAGGCCCACAGCAGCGCUUGUGAUGCACUGGGCCGUGACAUCACGGCUGCCCUCUUCUCCAAAAAUGAUGGUGAGGAGAAGAAGGGAGCUGGUGGUGGCCCAGUCCGCCUCCGCAGCACCAGCCGCAAGGACUCCAUCUCAGAGGACGAGAUGGUGCUGCGAGAGCGAAGCUAUGACUAUCAGUUCCGCUACUGCGGCCACUGCAACACCACCACGGAUAUCAAGGAGGCCAAUUUCUUUGGCAGCAACGCUCAAUACAUCGUCAGUGGCUCUGACGAUGGCUCCUUCUUCAUCUGGGAAAAGGAGACCACCAACUUGGUCCGCGUGCUCCAGGGGGAUGAGUCCAUCGUCAACUGUCUGCAGCCGCACCCCAGCUACUGCUUCCUGGCCACCAGUGGCAUCGACCCUGUUGUGCGGCUCUGGAACCCCCGACCAGAGAGCGAAGACCUCACAGGCCGAGUUGUGGAGGACAUGGAGGGCGCUUCUCAGGCCAACCAGCGGCGCAUGAACGCAGACCCCCUGGAGGUGAUGCUGCUCAACAUGGGCUACCGGAUCACAGGCCUGAGUAGUGGGGGUGCUGGGGCCUCUGACGAUGAGGACAGCUCCGAGGGCCAGGUGCAGUGCCGGCCCAGCUAGGCUCUCCGAGCCCCGGUCCCCAGCCCCUGCUACUGGCUGGACCUUCCACCCUGAGCAAGAGGUCAGGGGGUUCUGUUUUGGUUUGUCUUCCCCACCCCCACCCCCAUUUUUUCAUUUUUUCCCUGUUUCGUUUGUUAGUUUGGCAUUGGGGGUAGGGGUUGCUACAACUUGCUGGCUUUCAGACUCUUGGGAUGAUUGUCCCUUGACUGUCCCCAGCCCUGAGCAGUACAGGAGGGGAAGCCUCUCCAAAUGGCCCUACCUCCUGCUUCCAUGUCUCUGGAGGGCUCUGGCCUGCCUCAGAACCCCUUCUGCCUCAGAUGGGGAGGCGAGGGCUGAAACUGUCUUCGAGGACUGUCCUGCCCUUCAGUUGGCAGCAGGAAGGGGCGCGGAAUUCCCAGUUGGUAAGGGCUACCCUUGGCCUGUUGCCACUCUUGCUCCCUGGCCUGCAGGGCCAGCUCCCCCGUGGUCUUCAGGGAAGGUUCUGUAAAAAGGGUGGGGUCCCACACCCUCCUGCCAGAGCCAGCAGUGUUAGAGUGGAAGCAAAAGGAAAGAUGGAAGCCCUGGUGUGGACAAGGCCAGGCUCUUUGCCCUGGUUGCAGUGGGGCAUCCUUGCCCCUCCUGGGCACUGCACUGGCCCUAUGCCUACUCUCACUGGCCACCUCUGGGGGCUCUGCCUUUCCUGAGGGCCUUGGCAGAGGAUGGGACACUGCGCCAUACCCCCCACCCCCAUUCGUGCCAUGCCAGCACUUCCGCAUUACGGCCACUCUCCUCUGGGCGCUCCUCAGCCUCACUGUGACCUUUCUGCCAGAGCUCCCAGCCAGGCCUGCUCUGCUGAGGUGGCGCUUCCUGCUAAGGGCCCUUCUCUGCCCUUUCUGCCCUCCUUCCCACCCCACAUGCUGAGCCGCCACAAAGACCAAAGAAGUGAUGGCUUUUCUCUGUCCCCUGCUGCUCUGGGGGGAGGGGGUGGGUCUCCUGAGCCACUGGGAUGGGAAAGUCCCCAUCUCGGCCCCUCCCUCCUCAGCAGCCCCAAGCUUUACACUGGAUGCAGCGUCACCCCACCACUCACCAAGCCUCCCCUUUACCCUCUACCCCGGGCUCUUAGCUCGUGCUGCUCCUGGGAGUUGGUUCGUCCUUCCUCCCCUCCCCCUCCCCCUCAGUGCUCACUUGGCUCCAGCCCUCCAGCUGCAGCCUCUGGG
Galeopterus variegatus (Sunda flying lemur) is the source of this 3554-nucleotide messenger RNA. RefSeq names its product WD and tetratricopeptide repeats 1 (gene WDTC1). The record is from RefSeq and is a predicted model, not a curated record. Bases 328 to 2358 code for a protein of 676 amino acids. Gene Ontology annotation, biological process: negative regulation of fatty acid biosynthetic process. NCBI's taxonomy places the organism in Eukaryota, Metazoa, Chordata, Mammalia, Dermoptera, Cynocephalidae. The transcript has 16 exons. Gene Ontology annotation, molecular function: protein binding. Gene Ontology annotation, cellular component: Cul4-RING E3 ubiquitin ligase complex; cytoplasm.